Messenger RNA from Saprolegnia diclina VS20, 1065 nucleotides. RefSeq lists its product as hypothetical. The transcript is spliced from 3 exons. NCBI's taxonomy places the organism in Eukaryota, Oomycota, Saprolegniomycetes, Saprolegniales, Saprolegniaceae. Gene Ontology annotation, molecular function: protein dimerization activity. Bases 1 to 1065 code for a protein of 354 amino acids. The record is from RefSeq and is a predicted model, not a curated record.
AUGACCGACCCGGAGCGCUCGGCGCUUGACGAGGCGUCCUCUGACCACGGGGAAGACGUCGUGGAGUUCGACCAGCACGGCAUUCCGGUCACUGUUGGUCAUACGGUGAGCGGGGUUGUGCCAGUGUGGACCUACAUCCACAAGCUCGAUAACAACCAAGCGUACAGGAACAAGACGUUCACGCAUGUGUGUACCGUGUGCACGCGGGACGUUGCAACGCGCAAGGGACCAGUCGACGCCUGGAAGACAGGCCUUGUUACCACGGUCAAUACGAGCAAUGCCCACAAGCACAUGACAAAUGCGCACAAGACGCACCCGUUCUCUGUCGACUACAUGAAGGCCAAACUCGAGAAGGCGGUCAAGCGAGUUGCCGACUUUGACGCUGGUCAAGACGCGGCUCCGCCCAAGAAGCGUAUGACGCAGCCGACAUUGCAGACAACAAUAGCCAAGGCAGCCCGGGACGACGGCACCAUCCUCGCAUCACGAUGGCUCAUCGCUAACGGUCUCGCGUUUAACAUUAUCGACAACGACCAGUUCCGUACUUUUGUCGCUUCGCUCGGCGGCAAGGCGCCAACUCGGGCAUCGUACAACGAAAUCACUGACGCCGACAGCGACGACGACGACGACAUCGACGAUGCCUCCCUCAACAUGCGUGCCGUCAGUGUAGACGCCGGCGCAGGCGACCGAGCCGAAGACAUGCUGGCAACAGAGGCCACGAAGGUGCUCGAUGCGUGGAUUGCUCUGUCCAUCGACUGGACUACGCACACGAAGGCCAAUGUCAUGGACGCCAAGGGCGUAGCCUACGACAUGUGGAAGUUGUACAAGGAAGUCGAUGUUCUCAAGUGGUUCAAGGACGUCGGCCAGGUGCAUUUUCCAAGCAUCGCUAUCUCAGCCCGCGUGUAUCUCGCAAAACUGAUGUCGAACGCGUUUCAAGAGCGCGUUUUUUCGACUGUCAGCAACAUUGUGACGGCAAAGCGCAACGCCGGUGACCCCGCUCGCGUGGGGAAGCUCAUUGUGCUCAAGCAAAAGUGGACUGGCGACCGCCCUGACACGGAUGCUAAGUAG